AAUUGGGAGCGUAACAUUCCGACAAAAAACAACAAUGACGCCAUGGUGUCUCUUCUCGCCUAUUUUCGUGCUUAUGUCGGUCAUUUUUACAUCAAUAAGGACUGAGAAGCAAUUGGAAAUUGGUGAAUUAGCAAGAGCGUGGUCGUCGUUUGGUGUUCAAGGCGAUUCGGUUGCGAAGUAUACUGAUAGUAUUCACGUGACUCGCCGUAAGGAUUAUAUUAAAGAUGAGUUAAGGCUAAGUUUUACUUUGGAAAAGGAUUAUGAGAUCACUAAGAUUAUCGUAGAUAUGUUGCAAUGUUGCGACGCUAACACGACUUUGAAAACAUUUCAAGUUUACAUUGGCCAGCAGUAUUGUAAAGUUAAUAAUACGUAUUAUCAAGAUGAAGGAGAAAUCUUUUGUUCCAACUUUAAACAAAAGUUUAAUCCUUUCCAUUUCAAUGAAAAAACUGUGAAAUGUCAAAAUUCAGUUAUUGGAAGGCACGUGACCAUUGUAGUUAACGAAUGCGAAACUUUCACGAUAAAAGAUAUUAAAGUUUUUGGAAAUGAAUUAAAAGAUAUAAAUAAUUCAAAUGACCUUGAAUUGUCCUAUAAUCAUCUAUCAACUGUUGGUUAUAGUCUUGUAAGAAUGAAAAAAACUUAUGGAGAGGCUGUUCAAUUUUGUUUCGAGAAUGGUGGAGUUUUACUUGAAAGUCUAUCUAAUCUAGAUUUCCUUAAAGCCAACAUAGAAAGAGAAAUUGGAAAUGAAAAAUUUUGGAGAGUUGGAAAAUUGAUUAGCAAUCAUAUUUAUAAUAAAUUAGAUUGUUCUACCUCUAUAUUAGCUGAUACGUUACGAAUAACUAAUAUUAAUAAUUCAGAAAUAUCACAUUUCGUUAUAGACAGUGAAUUAAAUUGGUUUAAAACUAAUCCAGAAGACGUUCAUUUUUUCAUAUGUCAAAAAUCUUUACCGGUAGAAGCACCAUCUUGCGAACAAUACUUUCAUUAUUGCUUGUUGGAUAAAAAUAAUAGAAAAAAAGGCUUUUGUUCAUCUAAUCAACUUGGUGAUGAAUGCGAAUGGCCUUGCAAAGGUAAUUUCUAUGGAGCUAAGUGCCAAUAUCAGUGCGCUCAUUGUAAGCAUAAAGUCUGUAGUUAUGUCAAUGGUAAAUGUUUGUUUGAAGAAUGUGAAGUGGGUUGGACAGGUAACCGAUGUGAUAUUCCUAUAACUAAGUUACCCAGCGCCACCACAAAUUCACUUACAACUGAGUUGUUAACAACCGAAACAAAUGAAAUAGUUCAUGAGCCAGAAAAGUUUAAACAUGAGGCAAUUGUGCCACUUAAUUUGGAAAGAGUGACUGAACAGAGUACUAUUGGAAAUGAGAUAAAACAUGUUUGCCUUAAAGGUCGUUACUACGGCCCCAAAUGCGAUAUACCGUGUGGACAUUGCAGAUAUGAUAUAUCUUGCAAUUCGGUUACUGGCGAAUGUCCCGAUGGGCUAUGUGACUUUAAUUGGACAGGCGGAAAGUGUGAUAAGCAAAUAGAAGCAACCGCUUGUUUAAAAGAAUUAGGUCUCCAACUAUUUAUAUAUACUGGAAUAGUAACGUUUUCUGUUACCUUGAAUGUUAUCCUCUUAGUGUUUCUAACCUUAAUUUGUAAAAGAAAGAUAAUAAUAACUAAGAAGCAAAGACAAUUUAGAACCUAUAAUCGUUACGAAGAACCUACAUCAGUAAUCUAUUGAAAUAAUUACAAUAUAAUUUAUCUUAUUUACAAUUGUAAUGUUGCUUCCUUUCUUUUUUGUUCUGGACUUAUUUCCUUAAUGUAUUUAAUAAAAAUUAUCAAUUCUACUAUUUUCAUACACGAAAACAAGAUAUGUUAUGCGAGAAAUCACAUUUUCCUUUUCCUUUGAGUCAAUAUUCAUUAUUAAAGUCGUUUACUGAGGGAAACUGAUAAACACAACUCGUAACACUUUCAUUUAAAUAAGUUUCGAUAGGUUGAGCAGUGACAAAUCUCAUUUAAAUGAGAGGUCUUCUCGUUGUUUUCUCUCUAUUGCUCUAAGUUACAAUACAAAGUAAUUAGGAUAGAAA
Messenger RNA from Dimorphilus gyrociliatus, 2057 nucleotides. Lineage: Eukaryota; Metazoa; Annelida; Polychaeta; Dinophilidae. The record is from the annotation of a GenBank genome assembly.